Molecule: messenger RNA, 1712 nt
Organism: Amborella trichopoda
Lineage: Eukaryota; Viridiplantae; Streptophyta; Magnoliopsida; Amborellales; Amborellaceae
Product: Leucine-rich repeat (LRR) family protein
Molecular function (GO): protein binding
Source: RefSeq, a predicted model, not a curated record
AUUGCAGUACAUCCAGUUUUCAGCAGGGUCUAAGGUGGGCUCGGCGGGAGAGAGUGGGGAAUCUUUGCUCCCCCGAUCAUUUUCACCACCAAACCCACCCCAUUAUACGCCUUCCUUCUCCAAUAACAACCACUCGAAACCCCAUUAAAGCCACACCCAAAAGCCUCUACUUCACGCCCACACAACGUCCUAGAAAAUCGAAAUUUUCAUUUCCUCCGCCUCCUCUCCCUCCUCCCAAUCGUAAGAAUGCACACUAGAGCUGUAAAGCUUGUCUUCCUCUACCUACUCGUUGCAUCCACUGCUGCCAAAAAAACCCUAGAUUCCGACAUUCGAGCUCUGGUUGCAUUUAAAGCGGCCAUUGAUUCAGCGUCUAUCCCCUCCUGGUCCUGCCUAGCAUCCUGGGACUUCUCCUCUGUCGACCCCUGCGACACGCCUCGUCGGACCCACUUCAUCUGCGGCAUCACCUGCGACAAUUCCACCACAAGCUCUGCAGCCCGAGUCACCGCUCUUGCCCUUGACUCUGCCGGCUACGCUGGCCCCAUCACCCCUCGCCUUGCUGACCUCACGGCCCUUACCCUCCUCGACCUCUCUUCCAACUCAUUUCGAGGCCCAAUUCCCCCCUCCCUCGCCUCAUUGCCCAGCCUCACUACCCUCGCCCUCUCCACCAAUUCCCUCUCAGGCCCACUCCCUCCCUCCCUUCCUAACCUCACUUCCCUCCAAUCCCUUGACCUCUCCCAAAACCAAUUCCGUGGACGAAUCCCCAUCGCGCUGCACCUCAUGUCCAGCCUCAACCAUCUUGAUCUCAGCUUCAAUGCUCUCUCCGGCGCCCUCCCCGACCUCCCCUCGAACCUCGUGGUGCUCGCUGUCAAGGGCAAUCUUCUGACGGGUGCUCUAUUUCGCAGGGUCUUCAGCUCCUUGGAGCACCUAGCAGUCCUUGAGCUCAGUGACAACCAACUCAAUGGCAAAUUGGGAGGGUGGCUCUUCGCCCUUCCAGCUCUACAGCAAAUUAACCUCUCAAACAACAAGUUGUCUGCAUUAGAGGUGUGGAAGUCGUCGACAUUGGUGGCAGUGGAUCUCAGCUACAACAGGCUGCAGGGGCUCCUGCCGACCAAUUUCUCGCUGCUGCCACUGCUGGCGGCUCUGUCACUCAGGCACAAUCAGUUCUGGGGGCCGCUGCCCCGGGAAUAUGGGCAGAUGGUGGCCGAAGGGCGGGUGAGGAGGAUGUACCUUGAUUCCAAUUUUUUGCAAGGCAAUGUGCCCCCUGCUUUCUUUAAGUUUUCUGGGACGCUCACGGGGAGCGUCGGCGAUAACUGUCUGCGGAAUUGCCCGCCCACACUCUCAUUUUGCAUGCCUCCACAAAAGUCCGCUGCUUCCUACAGGCAGCGCCUGCUCGCUCUUUAAACCCACCUGAGAAUUGCAUAACAAACUCAAUCAUGGUCUUUUCUUUUCCAUUCUUCAAAUUGCAUAUGGAGGAAGCUGUAAGUAUAAACACAUCAUGCUAUUUUUUUUUUGGGUAAUUUAAAAUUGGUAAGUUAGUAGGGAUUUGGGACCUAUUUUUUUUUUUUUGGUGGUGAUAAUGGAGUGAGAGACCUCACUAAGCCCGCAGGCCAUUCUCAGCUCAUCGUGCUAUACUAUUUACUUUUUGCUGUGUAUUUUAGGCACCCUUCUAAUGGUUGAUAUCUCAUAUGGCCGUAUCCAACGGCUGAAAAUUA